GCAGAAAAACAUCGCUUUGCCACAUAUAACAGAAAAAGACUUACAUCUGUUCACUUUUACUUUCUGUCAAAUUCGCCGUCAUAAAUUACUAAGUGGAAAAUCUGGAUCUGUGGUCCAUCAGGAAACGCUGUAAUCCUCUUCGCAGCGCUGCACUGAGUAGUCUCGCCGUGUGAAUGGGAAGAGCUGAUAAUGUCCCAACUUUUUCUGGGAGGAAAAGCGUCCUCCGGUAAAUUAAACAGCUGGGUAGAACCAUCCUUCGGUGAUCUCUUUGGAAGCUCGGGACUGAACAGCCUCCCCUUGGCAAAGGCACCGCUUUCGGGAGGAAACAAGUCCAGAGCACAGCCCUCUGGUGUGGACGUCGGCGGGAAGAAACCCAGGAAGAGAAAGGGAGCGCUCCAGGCCGCCAAGCCUGUGUUCCCUCCCAGGAGGCAAGAUUCUCAGGAGCCCCAAGAUGAACCCUGGGUGCAGGUGUAUGCCCCUCAGUUACAAGCUGAGCUGGCGGUCCACAAAAAGAAAGUUGAGGAAGUUGAGAAAUGGUUGAGGGUUCAUUUGGACUUGAAUCAUGCAAACAAGGGUGGUGCUGUCCUACUGCUGACGGGUCCGUCUGGCUGUGGAAAGACUGCCACAGUUCACGUCCUGGCCAGGGAUUUGGGUUGCCAGAUCCAGGAGUGGUCCAACCCUGUCACCACUUCCGAAUACAGGACGGAUGAUUCCUUCAGACAGACCUUCGAUCCAGACUCCAGGUUUAACAGUUUCCACUGGACCUCACAGACAGGAGCCUUCCAGGAGUUCCUGCUCAGAGCGAACAAAUACGACCGACUCCCGAUGAGAGGAGACGGCCAGGCUCAAGACAGAAAGCUCAUCCUUGUAGAGGAUUUUCCAAACCAGUUCUACAGACAGCCGGGAUGCUUGCAUGACACGCUGAGGCGCUUCGCGAGAACGGGCAGGCGGCCACUGGUCUUCGUGGUGUCGGACAGCCUGAGCGGUGACAGCAGUUCCAGACUCCUCUUCCCGAAGGAGGUGCAGGAGGAGCUGGGCAUCCGUACCAUCAGUUUUAACCCCAUAGCUCCCACCAGUAUGAUGAAGGUGCUGAGUCGCAUUGCUGCUAUCGAAGCUAACAAGAGUGCCGGUCGAGUCUCCGAUCCGGAGAAGGCGGUAUUGGAGCAGCUGUGUGCCGGAAGCUCGGGAGACAUCCGCAGUGCCAUCAACAGCCUGCAGUUCUCCUCAUUUGCUGAACACUCUCUGGAAAAGGGUGCGUGGGCUUCUAAAAAGGGCAAAUCAGCUGCGUCUGCGGCAAGAGUCCCCGCUAGGCCCAAGGGGGGCAAUCGUUCUACCAGAUCCGCAGAGGUGCUAGACGACAGCCCUGCCAUCGGAGGAAAAGACACCUCCCUCUUCCUCUUCAGGGCCCUGGGGAAGAUCCUUUAUUGCAAACGUGAAGCCUAUGAGGGUUGUGAAGUUCCUAAGUUACCAUCACAUCUUUCAGUUCAUCAGAGAGACAGAAUGAUUGUUGACCCAGAGCUUGUUGUAGAGCGGUCUCACAUGUCAGGUGAGUUCUUCAGCCUCUACCUGCACCAGAACUACCCGGACUUCUUCUCAGAUAUGGACGAUGUCGCACGCGCCAGCGAGUACCUCUCAGACGCUGACUUCCUGACGGCUGAGUGGAGCUCUAGGCCCACCAUGUCAGAGUAUGGAUCAUCCGUGGCCACUAGGGGGCUCAUCUACUCAAAUUCAGCCCGAGCACAGGCUACCAGCCAAUCACACGUAGGCUUCAAGCCCCUUCACAAACCCCACUGGCUGCAUAUUAACAAGACGUACCGGGAGAACUACCUGGCAGCUCAGUCCCUGUUCAUUAGUUUCUGCCUGACACCAGUGAGCCUCAUGACGGAGCUCGUGCCCUACCUUGCCCAGCUGAGCAACCCAAUGAGGAAUCAAGCUCAGAUAGCCUUCAUUCAAGACGUUGGCCACCUCUCUCUUAGACGAUUCCCAGGCAGGUUAAAACUCGAAGCACUUGGCGACAAAGAACCUGGCGGCCUGGACCUGGAUGGCGAAAGUGACGACGCGGGAACCCAAACCACCGGGCAGGGAACCCGCACUUUGCCCUCCAGCAGCCAGGAGCCGGGGGCAGAUUUCCCCAGCAGCCAACCACAGCCGACCACCGCAGAUGCCUUAUUGGACGAGGAGGACAUUUUAAUCGAGGAGUAUGACAGUGACUGACCAAUCACAUGCUGUGGUUUUCCAGACAUAAUUCACCAUCACUGCCUUGAGGUGUUGAUGCUCCCUCCAUGUUUCUAAAGCACUGGGGUUUAUGUUAAGUCUUUUUAGAAUGUGAAUUAGUAGGAAGUUUCUAAUAUUUAUUUUUUUUUCCAGGCUAAACAGAAGCCUGUUGCGUCACGUUUGUCCCGCUCCUGUGUAACAGUGUACGUAUUGUACUUAUGUCAUAAGGACAUAAGUGAUUGUUACACUGAAAUGGGUGUUUGCAUACAACCAUUUCCUGUUCACUGUAGUACAGUUCUGACAUUGAUCUGUUUAUUAUUUGCCACACCUUGGCCGCAGCACAACUUUACAACAAUAAACAAUUUUUUUUUGCAAUGUA
Electrophorus electricus (electric eel) is the source of this 2593-nucleotide messenger RNA. It is a transcript of the gene rad17, whose product is annotated as RAD17 checkpoint clamp loader component. NCBI's taxonomy places the organism in Eukaryota, Metazoa, Chordata, Actinopteri, Gymnotiformes, Gymnotidae. Gene Ontology annotation, molecular function: DNA clamp loader activity; chromatin binding. Gene Ontology annotation, biological process: mitotic DNA replication checkpoint signaling; DNA repair; DNA damage checkpoint signaling. Gene Ontology annotation, cellular component: Rad17 RFC-like complex; nucleus. The record is from RefSeq and is a predicted model, not a curated record.